AUGUAUCUCAUUGACACCGGCCAUACCCAUGACUGGGAACAUAUCGCUGUGUGGGUCAAGGACAACACGGCUCAAUAUGUUGCCGCCUCGCAGCAUGGCGGUUACGAGAUCAAGGCAGCGGCCGACGUUCGAUGGGAUGGAGAACACCCUAAGAUGGUGUAUCACAAAGAUGGAAUCAGCACACAUUGUUUCCGCUUCGCCACUGCUGCUGACGAUGCCAUUGAGAACCACAAGGGCGUUUGGUUCAGGGGUGAUCUCGUCUCAUACAAUGGCUUCCCAGCUGGCAUCCGUGAUCUGCUGUAUGCGCAUGAUUUUGGCUCUGCAAAUAUCGCGCUCAAGGACUCAUCUUUUCCGAAUCAAAUCACGAAUGCGAAACCCAGUGCUAUUACGUUCGACAAUAAUUUGGAUGUGGGAUCACCGGGAGUUCCAUAA
Molecule: messenger RNA, 432 nt
Organism: Phaeoacremonium minimum UCRPA7
Lineage: Eukaryota; Fungi; Ascomycota; Sordariomycetes; Togniniales; Togniniaceae
Product: putative secreted protein
Exons: 2
Coding region: 1-432 (143 amino acids)
Source: RefSeq, a predicted model, not a curated record